CUGACUGAUGGUGUUACAUUACAGACACGAAGCCAUGAACACAUAAACGUCAUAAAACUACAGGAAACUGUUGUGAGUUUGGUUAUCAGCACGUCUUUUACAAGUUGUCUCAACAUCAUCCUGCCGAAAAAAUAAUUUGAUCAUCUGCCUGAAUCAGUCUGAAAAACAUGUGUUUGUUAAUGUAUGAAGAAAAAGUAGAAUUAAAUAUAUUUUCUUUCAGUGUAGACAUUUCUUUAAAGUCUACAGGAGGGUUUUAAAUGGAGAAAGUAGAUUUUGAACAUACUUUAUAUACAUAAAUACAGACAUACUACUACUUUCAGUCGGAUUGUUUAUGAGCAAACAAGAAGAAAAUACACUCCGAGAGUCCAAAACUAAAACGUUUCAAACUAUUUCAUCAUCAAACUCGACACACAGAUUUCUGGUGAACAUACGUAUAAAUUGUGACGCUGUUUCAAUGAUCUGAGUCAGACCUCCUGUGAUUCAAGCUACUGAUCAGCUCGUCACGUAUUACACGUAGCGGAUUGGAAAUGAGGAAAUAACAGGAAGCAAAACUUGACCGCCUUAUAUCGCCUCCUCCCAGCCACUAUUACUAAACACCGAACCUUGCAUACACACCACACAGUGCGUACGGAGUGUAUUAACGUCUAUAGACGAUCUGUGGAAGCAGCAGAAGUCGUUAUGAAGCUGGUGGUCUUCCUCCUCCUCCUCCUCCAAGCGUCCCGGUCCGCAGACAGCAGGUGUUUCUGUCAGGUCACAGGUGACCUGGAUGACUGCGCCUGUGAUGUGGAGACCAUCGACGGCUUCAACAACGACCAACUUUUCCCAAAACUUCAAACUCUUCUGGAGUCUGACUACUUCAGGUUUUACAAGGUGAACCUGGAUAAACCGUGUCCGUUUUGGAAGAUCAGCAGUCACUGUGGUAUGAAGGACUGCGCUGUGCAGCCCUGCUCUCCUAACGAGGUGCCAGAAGGAAUCCGAUCCCCUUCACACAACAAGUAUUCAGCAGAAGCAAACGAGCAGCUGGACGAGUGUGAGAAGGCCAAGCGCCUCGGAGCUGUAAAUGUCUCUUUAAGUGAUGAGACCAGAGAGGCUCUGCAGGAUUGGAGCAAACACGAUGACGAGGCCGAACGCUUCUGUGUGGUUGAUGAUGAGCAGUCACCGGACUCCCAGUAUGUGGACCUGCUGCUGAACCCGGAGCGCUUCACAGGCUACACGGGACCAGAGGACUGGAAGAUCUGGAACAGCAUCUAUGAGGAGAACUGCUUCAAACCGUAUCGUGUUAAACGACCGCUACAACCCAAUGUCUUCCAAAGCAGCUCAGGAAGUGAAGGAGGCUUCUACAGCUGGCUGGAAGGUCAGUGUGUGGAGAAGAGAGCUUUCUACCGGCUCGUCUCUGGCCUCCACGCCAGCAUCAACAUACAUCUGAGCGCCAGAUACCUCCUGGAAGACAGCUGGUUUCAGAAGAAGUGGGGUCACAACGUCACGGAGUUCAGGAAGCGUUUCGACUCGGAGCUGACGGGCGGCGAGGGGCCCAAGAGGCUCCGUAACCUCUACUUCCUGUACCUGAUAGAGCUGCGAGCGCUGGCCAAAGCUCUGCCGUUCUUCCAGCAGCUGUCCUUCCAGCUGUACACCGGCCGGCCGGAGGAGGACCAGAAACACAAAGAGAUGCUGCUGCAGAUCCUGCAGCUGACCAGAUCUUUCCCUCUGCCCUUUGAUGAGACUUCUCUGUUUGGUGGCGAUGAAAAGGAAGCAGCCAAACUGAAGGAGGACAUCAGACUGGCCUUCCUCAACAUCUCCAGGAUCAUGGACUGUGUCGGCUGCUUCAAAUGUCGACUGUGGGGGAAACUGCAGACUCAGGGAUUAGGCACGGCGUUAAAGAUCUUGUUUUCAGAGCGACAGAUUGAAGCUUUGCCCACAUCCAGCGGCCAGCGACCCAGUUUCCAGCUCAGCCGGCAGGAGAUCGUCUCCCUGCUCAAUGCCUUCGGAAGGAUUUCCACGAGCAUCAGGGAGCUGAAGAACUUCAGAUCGCUGCUGGAGGAGGAGCGGUGAUGGUGACCGGAGGAGUCUGGCUUCUGCUGUGGCAGCCCGUCCGCACAAGACGAACGACAGUAUAGAGUCAUAGUUACGUUUACGCCAUCUAGCGGCCAUAAUAAUCAUGACCCAGGGAAGUGAUGCAGUUCAGAUGAUGUCAAUAUAAGAUAACUUGAUAAGAUUAUUAUAAGGAGGAGGUGGGUGUUUACUGUUGCCAUGACAAUGAAGGUUGUAGGUGACUUUAAGGAAGUAUAAACCAUGUUUCAAGUGAUCAUUUUAACCCAAACCAUCUUUUAGGAUCUUUCCCUAAACUGAACCAAGUGGUUUCUGUGUCUAACUGGACCUUAACCACAGCGUUGUCACGGUGAUUUGUAACAAUUUUGGAAAGCAGCAUAUUACGCUCCUAUUGGUCAUUCUGGACUGCAUCACUACGGCUGCUAGAUGGCGUAAACGUAACUAUAGGUUGUUUUUUUGCCUGCUGAAUUUUGGACCUGUACUGUCAUUUAAUUAUGAAGGUGUGUUUGCUGGGGUCAGUUUGUGACUAUUGUGACCACAACAAGUCACCGUCUGACUGUCCCGACCGUCUGAGUCCUGCUGAAAAGUCAUUUAGACGAUAAUCAGAGUUUCGCCUGCGUGAAGAUGAGCUUAGUUAGCUGGACGGUGACGGUGCUUAUUUAUAAAGUCGUGCUGUGUGUAAAAACCUGCUUUGAACAGUGAUUUCAGAUGAAUUAACUGCAAGUCUGUGUGCACAACAGUGUUCAGUGUUGAGCUGCAACUAUUAAUUGAUUAGUCAGUCAAGAGGAAAUUAAUCAGAAACUGAUAUCUUCAUCAUUGAGUAAUUGGUUCAGUCAUUUUUUAAGCAAAAUAUCCCGAAAUUUUAUGGUUCCAGCUUCUUACAUGUGAUGAUUUGCUGUUUUUC
Molecule: messenger RNA, 2950 nt
Organism: Thunnus maccoyii (southern bluefin tuna)
Lineage: Eukaryota; Metazoa; Chordata; Actinopteri; Scombriformes; Scombridae
Gene: ero1a
Product: endoplasmic reticulum oxidoreductase 1 alpha
Exons: 15
Coding region: 679-2049 (456 amino acids)
Biological process (GO): protein folding in endoplasmic reticulum
Cellular component (GO): endoplasmic reticulum; endoplasmic reticulum membrane
Molecular function (GO): thiol oxidase activity; FAD binding; protein-disulfide reductase activity
Source: RefSeq, a predicted model, not a curated record